Ilex paraguariensis (yerba mate) is the source of this 330-nucleotide messenger RNA. The record is from the annotation of a GenBank genome assembly. NCBI's taxonomy places the organism in Eukaryota, Viridiplantae, Streptophyta, Magnoliopsida, Aquifoliales, Aquifoliaceae.
AUGUCACGUGUCACAAGUCUUCCAUUAUGGCAUGCUUGUGCCUGUAAGAAAGUGCUUGAGUUGCCAUUGGUCACUAAGAGAAUAGUUUGUGAAAUGAUGGAUCCUGAUAGACCUGGUGCUCACCUCAAAAACUUGCGCCUGCUUGCAAUAUUUUUGGGUUUCCUUUACGCAAUCAGCCCCUUUGACUUCAUUCCAACAGGGUAUCUGACUAUCAUAGAUGUUUUUGAUUACUCUGCUAUGGUUCUCUCUUUCAUCUUAUAUUUGGCCGGCCUCUAUCUCCGACGAAGACGUUUCCAACAAGUGAGGGAGUUGGCUGCCAUCCAAAGGUGA